Molecule: messenger RNA, 1665 nt
Organism: Durusdinium trenchii
Lineage: Eukaryota; Dinophyceae; Suessiales; Symbiodiniaceae
Source: the annotation of a GenBank genome assembly
AUGGGAGCUGGGCGCUUGAUGAUGCAGCGAAUAGUGUGCCGUGCGCGAGUCCAAUCAUGGAUGAGCUUGGUGGCUUACGCGAUGAACCUGGGUGUCACGUAUGGCUCGUUAACAGGGGCCUUUGGCAAGACCAACACCAAGUUGAGCGAGAAGUACCAGACCCUGGUCACUCCUGCUGGCUACGCAUUUUCCAUCUGGGGGCCGAUCUUCAUUUGGGAGGGGGUCUUCGCAGUGGCACAAAUGUUUCCAACUUUAGGUAGCAGCGCUGUUGUCGAGACCAUGACACCCUGGUGGAUUUGCGCAUGCUGCUUCCAAGUUGCCUGGACUGUGUUCUUUGCACAGGAGAUCAUUCCUGUGUCUCUUGCCUGUAUGCUAGGCAUUCUCCUAAGUUUGCUCAUCGGGAUCCUCCGCACAGACUACCUGCCAGACAUCUCUGUGAAGGAGUACUUCUUGCUGCGGGCACCGUUCUCUUUACACAGUGGGUGGAUCAUAGCAGCAAGCGCCUUGAACACCAAUGUUGUUGCUGAUUACUACAGGACAUCUGACACGGGGCUGCUGAUGCUUGCCAUGGUAUCGCUUUGCACUAUCGCAGUGCUUGUGGCACUAUUCGCUUUGGCAGCUCCACGGGCAGAUCCUAUCAUUGCAUUGGUGGCUUGCUGGGCGCUCCUGGGGAUUUUUGUAGAGCUUAGCGACCCAGAAAACCUGAUGAACCUCGGCAAAUUCAAUUUUAUUGACUGGCCUGAUCUCAUCAUCAAUGCAGUGCAGCAGACAGCCUUGGUGUUGAGCCUGGCCAGCGGAUGCGUUGGAUUGCGAGCAGCCGACCUCGAUGACAAUUCCAACCCGGAUUGGGGAAGAUGUCAACGCGUCUUGCGGAAGAACAACGCUUUGCUUUUGUUGGCAGGUGAGACCAUGCACUUCAAGGUUCAGGCAAUGACAUGGGGUACCGCUGAAGAAGCGGCCAAUGCCGUGGCUUCGUUGGAUCAGAUUCUGCGGCCUGGCCGAGGAAAAAAGAUUGAAAAAAAGAUGAGGAUCCGCUUGCUGGGCUGCCUUGCGGCUGACCAGGAUGUGGCAGAAAUGGUCAUGGAUGCCGCCUUGCCACGUUUGCGCCAGCUAUUGCAAGAUUCAGACGAGAACGCAAAGUGGCGAAUGCUGAUGAACUUUGAAGCGACUAAGUGCCCCAGUGAUGUGGUCCCCGCCGUGGAUGGGGAAGGUCUGCUUCAGCAAGGCAAGUUCGACUGCAAAGCAGAAGCUGCAAAUGCCAUUGGUGAGCUGGCGAAUGCAACCGACCGACGCCUGUUCAAGAAGAUUGCCAUGCACCUCUUGGAGUCAGACAUUUUGGAGCCACUGUUAGCGCUUUGGCUGAGGAGUUCUGGAGGUUCUUGCUCCUCUCAUGCUUCACGAACUCUCUGUGUGCUGGCUUCUACUGAGAAGACAGGAACCGUAAUUUUGGCAAAAGGAGCCUUGAAACCACUCGUUUCCCUCCUGAAGGGACAUCCUCAAUUGGCACGAGUUCUGCGAGUGGCGAAGGUGUUGCAGGCGCUGGCGGAUUUCAACCGCGGCAGCAUGGAUUUGGCACUCUCACAAGAGAGCAGCCAGCAAUUGAUGUCUCCUAGCUGCAGCGGCACGACUCCAGCUUUCCAUCGUCCGACUUUGAACAUUAUAUAA